Messenger RNA from Raphanus sativus (radish), 1925 nucleotides. Its product is annotated as succinate-semialdehyde dehydrogenase, mitochondrial. NCBI's taxonomy places the organism in Eukaryota, Viridiplantae, Streptophyta, Magnoliopsida, Brassicales, Brassicaceae. Gene Ontology annotation, biological process: GABA catabolic process. The transcript is spliced from 20 exons. Gene Ontology annotation, molecular function: succinate-semialdehyde dehydrogenase (NAD+) activity. The coding region runs from base 94 to 1683 and encodes 529 amino acids. The record is from RefSeq and is a predicted model, not a curated record.
AUAUUUUGCUUUUUCUUCUUCACACUCGUUUUCAUCAUCGCUUACAAUUUGAUAUCUCUUCCUCCUCGUCUUCUCUGUUUAAUUGAAAAUCAAAUGGUAGUCGGAGCUGCAGCGCGUGUAGCCAUCGUCGGUUGCCGAAGGAUCCUCGUCUCCUCCUCACAUGCUCCCAUCCUCGUCUCUUCUCAGUCUCGCCAGAUGAGUAUGGAUGCACGAAGCGUUUCCGAGAAGCUCAGGAACUCAGGUCUGUUACGAACGCAAGGUCUAAUAGGAGGGAAGUGGAUUGAUUCGUAUGAUAAGACCACUAUCAAGGUUAACAAUCCAGCAACAGGUGAAAUUGUGGCUGAUGUUGCGUGUAUGGGAGUUAGAGAGACGAAUGAUGCUAUUGCUUCUUCUUACGAAGCAUUCCAAUCUUGGAGCAGACGGACUGCUGGAGAGAGGAGUAAAGUUUUGAGGAGAUGGUUUGACCUCCUGGUUGCACACAAGGAAGAACUUGGACAACUUAUUACUUUGGAGCAAGGAAAACCACUAAAGGAGGCUGUAGGGGAGGUCGCAUAUGGGGCAAGUUUUAUUGAGUACUAUGCGGAGGAAGCAAAACGUGUAUACGGUGAUAUAAUUCCUCCUAAUUCAUCUGAUCGCCGGUUGUUGGUCCUAAAACAGCCUGUUGGUGUUGUUGGCGCAAUCACCCCUUGGAACUUUCCCUUAGCUAUGAUUACUCGAAAGGUUGGUCCUGCUCUGGCUUCUGGUUGCACGGUGGUUGUUAAACCAUCUGAACUUACGCCCCUGACAGCACUUGCUGCGGCCGAACUUGCCCUUCAAGCUGGAGUUCCUCCAGGUGCACUUAAUGUGGUCAUGGGAAAUGCUCCUGAAAUUGGGGAUGCUUUGCUUUCGAGUCCACAGGUGAGGAAAAUCACGUUCACAGGAUCAACAGCAGUUGGGAAGAAGUUGAUGGCAGCUGCUGCACCUACUGUCAAGAAGGUUUCUCUAGAACUAGGCGGCAAUGCACCCUCCAUAAUAUUUGAUGAUGCAGACCUGGAUGUAGCAGUAAAAGGAACGCUUGCAGCGAAAUUUAGGAAUAGUGGUCAGACAUGUGUUUGUGCGAACAGGGUACUUGUGCAAGAUGGUAUCUAUGAUAAAUUUGCUGAGGCCUUUUCUGAAGCGGUUCAAAAAUUAGAAGUAGGGGAUGGUUUUAAGGAGGGGACAACCCAGGGUCCACUUAUAAACGAUGCAGCAAUUCAGAAGGUAGAUUCAUUCGUGCAAGAUGCCGUUUCCAAGGGAGCAAAAAUCCUUCUCGGCGGCAAAAAGCACAGUCUAGGGAUGACUUUUUAUGAGCCUACUGUUAUCCGUGAUGUCACGAGCAACAUGAUCAUGUCUAAGGAGGAGAUUUUCGGACCAGUAGCUCCCCUUAUUCGAUUCAAAACUGAGGAGGACGCUAUCAGAAUCGCUAAUGACACUAUUGCAGGACUUGCUGCUUAUAUAUUCACAAACAGUGUGCAACGAUCGUGGCGUGUCUCAGAAGCACUUGAAUACGGACUUGUAGGGGUGAACGAAGGAAUCAUAUCAACUGAGGUGGCUCCAUUCGGGGGAGUGAAGCAGUCUGGUCUUGGAAGGGAAGGAUCCAAGUACGGUAUGGACGAAUACCAUGAGAUCAAAUACAUAUGCUUGGGAGAUAUGAACAGACAGUGAUUUGGUUUGUUAAAUAGCGCUUGGAAAUGGUCAGUUACUCACCGUCGCUGUUUGAAACAUAAUAAGGGUUUGGAGUUUGCUUAUUUGAAAAUAAAGAAUUGGUCUACUUCGACCAAUAUGGUUUAGCAUGGUUCUUGAAUAAUAUUCUGAGCUUUUUAAGUUGUUUUUUUGUGUGUAAUAUUCUGACAAUUUUUGGUUCGUAUGUAGUAUAUACUAAAAAGAGAGCGGUCUUGUUCUUGGAA